Chelmon rostratus (copperband butterflyfish) is the source of this 1881-nucleotide messenger RNA. RefSeq names its product G protein-coupled receptor 37b (gene gpr37b). Bases 1 to 1881 code for a protein of 626 amino acids. Gene Ontology annotation, biological process: adenylate cyclase-inhibiting G protein-coupled receptor signaling pathway; positive regulation of MAPK cascade. The transcript is spliced from 2 exons. NCBI's taxonomy places the organism in Eukaryota, Metazoa, Chordata, Actinopteri, Chaetodontiformes, Chaetodontidae. Gene Ontology annotation, molecular function: G protein-coupled peptide receptor activity; prosaposin receptor activity. Gene Ontology annotation, cellular component: plasma membrane; signaling receptor complex. The record is from RefSeq and is a predicted model, not a curated record.
AUGCAGAUUGUGCCGCCUAGGACGUUAUUUGUGUUAUUAGCCCAUGCACAUGUAUUACUAUCUCUAAGAAAUAAUGGAGAAGUGCGAACUAAAGAGGACAGCAACACCAGCGCAUACUCUGCCAGGACUUUCCACGGCUUACUCCGUGAGAAUCAUCAAAAUAAAGCCAGGGACCAUGCGCUCUCGCCGGGGUACGCCACAGGUGCGUCCUCGGCGGAACUGCAGGCGCAGCGGGCAACUAUCAGAGGGACCCUUAACUCCACUCACCCCUGGAAAAGGGUAAUUGCAGAAGAAACGUGGCGAAUUGGACACAACAAGCGCGACUCCAGCAGGACUGUGACACCCAUGGAGGAUCCCAACGCCGUCUCACAUUGGGGCCCGGCGCGCCACCAUAAUAAGCGGAUAAAGUUGAAUGGCGGUCUUAGUAGUACGGGGACGCCAGCAGGUGGACACCACAAUGCGGCUAAGCCCUCUUCAAUGGGCCGGGGAGACGGAGGAGGGGGACCCGAGGAGGGCGACAGGCACAAGAGAGGCACAAAAGACGAGCAGAAGAAAGCGUCGAGGAGGGGGAGAAACCGGCUGAACAAAAGCUCAGCGGCUCUGGCUCAGCCUCACGAGUCGCCGUGGGAACCCAUCCCCAAGCCGGUGGCCCUCACCUCCACCGACCUGCCCUUUGACCUCUUCACCAGGAGGACCGAGUUCUUCACUUUCAGGGAGGAGAACCCCUGGGACGCCACGCCGAUCACGCCUCCCAGCUCGCAGGAUUUCGGGGACGAGAUCAAGAACCCCUUUUACCCGGUCACAAGCGAGACUUACGGCGCUUACGCGAUCACGUGCGUCUCUGGGGUCAUCUUCCUGGUGGGGAUCGCGGGCAACAUCGCCAUCCUGUGCAUCGUGUGCCAGAACUACUACAUGAAGAGCAUCUCCAACUCGCUGCUGGCCAACUUGGCCGUCUGGGAUUUCGUGCUCAUCUUCUUCUGCCUGCCCAUGGUGGUCUUUCACGAACUGACAAAGUCCUGGCUGCUGGGCGAAUUCACCUGCAAAGUGGUGCCCUACGUGGAGGUGGCGUCCCUCGGCGUGACCACCUUCACCCUGUGCGCCCUCUGCAUCGACCGCUUCCGCGCAGCCACCAAUGUCCAGAUGUACUACGAGAUGAUCGAGAACUGCACCUCCACUACUGCUAAGCUAGCUGUCAUCUGGAUCGGUGCGCUCCUAUUGGCCCUCCCAGAGCUCCUCAUCAGACAGCUGGUGGCGGAGGACACGGGAAUGCCAGACGAGCCUCCUGUUGAACGCUGCAUUAUCAGGAUAUCCACCUCACUUCCCGACAUGCUCUACGUGCUGGGCCUGACCUAUGAGGGUGCUCGGCUGUGGUGGUGCUUCGGCUGCUACUUCUGCCUCCCCACGCUCUUCACCAUCGGUUGCUCGUUGGUUACGGCGCGCAAGAUCCGGCGCGCGGAGCAGGCCAGCGUGCGCAGCAACAAGAAGCAGAUCCGGCUGGAGAGCCAGAUGAACUGCACCGUCGUGGCGCUGGCAAUCGUCUACGGUGCGUGCGUGGUGCCCGAGAACAUCUGCAACAUCGUUUCUGCGUACAUGGCGGCCGGCGUGCCUGAGCACACCAUGUCUGUCCUCCAUCUUCUCUCCCAGCUGCUGCUCUUCUGUCGGGCCGCCGUGACGCCGGCGCUGCUGCUUCUCCUGUGCCGCCCGCUGGGCAGGGCCUUCCUGGACUGCUGCUGUUGCUGCUGCUGCUGUAACCACGCGCCCUCCUCGGCCACAGCCAGUGACGAUAACGAACACGAGUGCACCACCGAGCUGGAGCUGUCGCCGUUCAGCACCAUCCGCAGGGAGCUGAGUAACUACACACCUGCCGGCUCCAACUGCUAA